This is a messenger RNA of Fopius arisanus, 7676 nucleotides long. Its product is annotated as glutamate synthase 1 [NADH], chloroplastic. The coding region runs from base 393 to 6575 and encodes 2060 amino acids. Gene Ontology annotation, molecular function: iron-sulfur cluster binding; iron ion binding; flavin adenine dinucleotide binding. Lineage: Eukaryota; Metazoa; Arthropoda; Insecta; Hymenoptera; Braconidae. The record is from RefSeq and is a predicted model, not a curated record. The transcript has 13 exons.
UUGGUCGUGGAUCCGUGAUUUUGUGUAUUGGAAACGUUCUUAAUUUCGCAAAAUAUAUCGAACAUAACGCACUGUUGCAAUAAUCUAGUAUUCAAUUCGUAAUACCACAAAAAAAAAAAUAGAAACGCUAUCGAUUUAAUAAGAAAGUUGAAUUGCGAAGAUAUUUCGAGUUAAAUAAAAAAACAAAUAAACCGGAAAAUAGAUUGAACACGUGAGGACAAGCUGUCCGGGGGGUGGUGGUGUCUGGCAGUACAUUGGAUGUAAUCAUUUAUCAAUAUCCUUCAUAAAAUUUGUUUCAGUCUUUCAUUCGAUAAAUUUGUUGAGUUUUUAAAAGAGUUAGUUCUUAUCUUCAAGCUGCGCGCUGUGCUCAAUACAACGAGGAGAUUACGAAUAUGAGCUCUGGUGAUUCUUGGUCUCUUCCAGUAAAACAGGGUCUUUAUGACCCAAGUUUAGAGAAGGAUGCGUGUGGUGUUGGAUUUAUCGUAGCUAUCGAUGGAAAAAGAUCACAUAAGAUUGUAAGUGAUGCAGAGAUUCUCUCAGCUCGUAUGAAUCACAGAGGUGCGUGCGCCUGUGAUAAUGAUACUGGAGACGGUGCUGGUGUUCUCUGUGCAAUUCCUCAUGACUACUACGCAGAAGAAAUACGUGAAAAACAGGGAAUUCAACUCCCCGAAUUUGGAAAAUAUGCUACGGGUAUUUUAUUCCUCGAUAAGAGAACCCAUGAGCAGACUGAGGCUGCUUUCGAGAAGCUCGCAGCAGAAUGCAACUUGAAGGUAAUUUGUUGGCGUGACGUGCCAACAGAUAAUUCUCACAUUGGCCAAGUGGCACGAAAAUGUGAGCCUUACAUGCGUCAGGUAUUUGUCACUGGGGAUGAAGAGGGAGAACUCCUCAACCGUCAGGUGUUCGUAUUACGGAAGCGUUCAUCGCACACUAUACCACAGCCUGGUCUACGGUUCUACAUCUGUUCGCUUUCACUCAGAACAGUGGUCUAUAAAGGCCAACUUACCGCCGAUCAAUUGUGGCUGUACUUCACCGAUCUCAAGAAUCCAAAAUUCGAGACUUAUCUUGCUCUAGUACACACGCGAUUCUCGACUAAUACAUUCCCGAGUUGGGAGAGGGCACAUCCUUUGAGGAUGCUCGCACAUAAUGGAGAAAUCAAUACUCUCCGUGGCAACGUAAACGCUAUGAAGGCUCGUGAAGGUGUUAUGAAAAGUGAUGUUUUCGGUGAAAAACUCAAAGAUUUAUAUCCAGUGGUUGAACCUAAUCUAUCGGACUCUGGAUCUGCUGAUUGUGUACUCGAGUUUCUAGUCAUGGCUGGUGAACGUACAUUACCAGAGGCAGUGAUGACAAUGGUUCCGGAAGCGUGGCAGAAUGAUUUGACAAUGGCAACAGAAAAACGUGACUUCUAUCACUGGGCUGCAUGCGCAAUGGAGCCCUGGGAUGGACCAGCCCUGCUAACAUUCACUGAUGGCCGCUAUGUCGGAGCUAUUCUGGACAGAAAUGGCCUGCGCCCAUCGCGCUUCUACGUCACUAAGGAUAACAUGAUGGUGAUGGCGUCUGAAGUGGGCGUCUAUGACACUGAGGCCAGCAAUGUUGUCCUGAAGAGUCGAUUGAAGCCUGGCAGAAUGCUGCUAGUAGACACCGAAGAGAAAACAAUCAUCCAAGAUGUGGAGUUGAAACUGCAAAUUGCUAGGAGUAGGCCACAUUCUAAAUGGCUCAAGGACCAGAGGAUUUCCCUGGAGGAUCUCCGCGCCGCCCACGUUCCCGUCAAUAAGAACGUUGAGAAUGGUCACAGCAAUGGUCUAGGUAUCACAAGCGGUCUGAAUGUUCCAAGUGUGCUCAACCGAGCAUUAGAGGCAGACAGACGUUUAGGUCUCUACAGCUACACCAUCGAAACCAUCAACCUGCUUUUGAUUCCGAUGAUCAACACCAAGAAGGAAGCCCUAGGUUCUAUGGGUAACGACGCACCUCUAGCCUGUCUCUCCCAAUUUCAACCUCUGAUCUACGAUUACUUCAAGCAAUUGUUCGCACAGGUGACGAAUCCUCCGAUCGAUCCUUUCAGGGAGAAGAUCGUGAUGUCCCUGCUGUGUCCAAUCGGCCCCGAGAGCAAUAUCCUGAAGCCUGACGAACGCCAAGUUCAUAGAUUAUUCCUCCCGAAUCCGAUUCUCUCUCUAUAUGAUUUGGAAGUAAUUAAACACACGAGCUAUCGUGGUUGGAGAACCAAGGUAAUCGAUGUUACUUAUGAGAGAGCACUGGGACCAGCUGGGCUGCUCAAAACCCUCGAUCGUAUCAACGAGGAGGCUAAUCUAGCUGCGAAGGAAGGCUACCAGCUCAUCGUUCUUUCUGAUCGUCUGGGAGGUCCUGAGAGGAUUCCAGUGUCCAUUGGGCUUGCUCUUGGCUCUACUCAUCAUUUCUUGAUUGAGGAAAGACAGAGGAUGAAGGUGGGACUGAUUGUCGAGACUGCUGAGGCCCGAGAAGUGCAUCACAUGUGUGUGUUGUUGGGGUAUGGAGCUGAUGCUAUCUGUCCAUAUUUGGUCUUGGAGAUCGCUAGGGGACUCAGGGAUGAAGGCGUUAUUGACUCUGAGAUGACUGAUGAGGCCAUGGCGAAGAACUAUGCCGAAGCUAUUGAAAGAGGGCUGGCGAAGGUCAUGGCAAAAAUGGGAAUCUCAACACUUCAAUCGUAUAAAAGUGCACAAAUCUUUGAGGCUGUCGGCCUGGCUGAUACUGUUAUUGAAAAGUGUUUCAAGGGAACACCAUCGCGAAUUGGAGGCGUGGACUUCGAGGUGUUGGCGAAAGAAGGAUAUGAGCGUCAUUCGUUGAUGUAUCACGAGCAAAUGGUUGAUUGUCACAUCCUUCGGAAUCCUGGUGUCUACCACUGGCGAGCAGGAGGAGAGAAGCACAUAAACGACCCUCUAAGCAUUGCAAAUCUCCAAGAAGCUGUUGAGCUGAAGUCCUCGAAUGCCUACGAAAACUAUAGAAAAUCAACAAUGGAAUCCGUGAAAUCCUGCACCCUUCGAGGACAACUGCAACUCCGUAAAUCGAAUCAUCCAGUUCCUAUUGAACAAGUGGAGACAGCAUCAGAGAUCGUAAAACGAUUUGCAACAGGUGCUAUGAGUUUUGGUAGUAUAUCUUUGGAGGCUCACUCAACCCUCGCUGUAGCGAUGAAUCGAAUCGGUGGAAAAUCAAAUACAGGAGAAGGUGGUGAGAACGCAGACAGAUACUUGAACCAAGAUCCCGAUUUCAAUAAACGCUCUUCAAUAAAACAAGUGGCAAGCGGAAGAUUUGGUGUGACGUCGAGUUAUCUCGCCAACGCCGACGAUAUUCAGAUUAAAAUGGCUCAAGGAGCUAAACCAGGAGAAGGAGGAGAACUUCCUGGAUACAAGGUAACAGCUGACAUAGCCGCUACUCGUCAUUCGGUUGCAGGAGUUGGUUUGAUUUCUCCUCCACCUCAUCACGAUAUUUACUCCAUUGAAGAUCUCGCUGAAUUAAUUUACGAUCUCAAAUGUGCAAAUCCUAAUGCAAGGAUUUCAGUGAAAUUGGUAUCGGAGGUGGGUGUAGGUGUUGUUGCUGCAGGAGUUGCCAAAGGAAAGGCCGAGCACGUGGUUAUUUCAGGUCAUGAUGGAGGCACUGGAGCCAGUAGUUGGACUGGUAUCAAGGCCGCUGGAUUACCUUGGGAGCUCGGAGUUGCUGAGACUCACCAGAUACUAACUCUAAACAAUCUCAGAUCAAGAAUGAUUGUGCAAGCUGAUGGACAGCUGAGGACAGGAUUUGACGUGAUCGUUGCAGCUCUCCUCGGAGCUGAUGAGUUUGGAUUUAGCACAGCUCCAUUAAUCGCAAUGGGAUGCACAAUGAUGAGAAAAUGUCAUUUAAACACUUGCCCAGUGGGAAUCGCUACACAAGACCCUGUGCUCAGGAAGAAGUUUGCGGGUAGACCCGAACAUGUCAUCAAUUUCUUUUUCAUGCUUGCUGAAGAGAUACGCGGUCACAUGGCAUUCCUCGGAGUCCGCAAAUUCCAAGAUCUAAUAGGUCGUACAGAUCUGCUCCAGAUGCGCGAGGACAUUACAAUCUCGAAGGCAAAGAUGCUGGACCUUUCGAAUGUCCUUCGAUCAGCUCUCGAACUCCGACCAGGUGCUAACAUUCGAGGAGGUAGCGUGAAACAAGACUUCCAAUUAGAAAACCGUCCUGAUAACAUUCUAAUUGAGAAAGCUAAACUAAUACUGAACAAUACCCAGAAAUUCGUUAACAUCGAUAUGACAAUAAACAACGAGACUAGAGCAUUUGGCUCGACUCUGAGCUAUUACAUAUCUAAGCAGGUGGGCGAGGAGGGACUCCCGGAGGGUAGUAUCAAUAUUCAAUUGAAGGGCUCCGCAGGUCAGAGCUUCUGUGCCUUCCUUACUAAAGGAAUCCACGUUACCUUGGAAGGCGACUCCAAUGAUUACGUCGGCAAGGGUCUCUGCGGUGGUGAAAUUGUCAUUUACCCCCCGAAAGAAUCAGAAUUCCUAUCAGAAGCUAAUGUUAUAGUGGGAAACGUCUGCCUGUAUGGAGCUACAUCGGGUAAAGCAUAUUUCAGAGGAAUAGCAGCUGAACGAUUCAGCGUGCGAAAUUCAGGAGCUGUUGUGGUCGUUGAAGGAGUUGGUGAUCACGGUUGUGAGUACAUGACCGGAGGCUGUGCAGUCAUCUUAGGUCUGACUGGUAGAAAUUUCGCCGCUGGAAUGUCCGGAGGAAUCGCUUAUGUAUUAGAUGUCGAUGGAUCCUUCAAGAGCAAGUGUAAUCCAGAGAUGGUGGAACUUCUUCCUUUGAAUAAACCUGAUGACAUCAAGUAUGUUAAGAAGCUACUUGAAGAAUUUGUCGAGAAAACAGGAUCACUCAUUGCUCAGGAUCUACUUGUCACCUGGCCUGAACCCACGACGAGAUUUGUCAAAGUAUUUCCCUAUGAGUAUCAGCGAGCUCUUCAACAAAUGGCAGAGGCCGAAGACACGUCUGCAACUGUAAUAAAUGGAGAAGAGAAUGGGUCACCUAUUAAAGAUAUCGAGGACUCAAUCGAAGAUGGUGAUCUAGCUCAGAAGAAGCUCGAUAAAAUUAAAGGGUUCAUGAAAUAUAAACGUUAUGCAUCAAACUACAGACCAGUUGAGAACAGAGUAGAUGACUGGAAUGAGAUCUACAACUUUCAAGGAGUUCGUAAAGGUUUGAAAGUUCAGGCAGCGAGAUGCAUGGAAUGUGGUGUACCUUUCUGUCAGAGCAGCCAUGGUUGUCCUCUUGGUAACAUAAUUCCAAAAUGGAACGAUUUAGUAUAUCAAUCAAAGUGGCAGGAAGCCCUUCGACAACUCCUUCAGACAAACAACUUCCCUGAAUUCACUGGACGAGUCUGUCCAGCCCCUUGCGAAGGCGCUUGUGUUCUCGGUAUAUCUGAGCCCCCAGUUACAAUCAAGAACAUCGAAUGUGCAAUUAUUGAUCAUGCAUUUGAGCAGGGAUGGAUCAUUCCCUGUCCACCGCUAUCAAGAACAGGCAAACGAAUUGCCAUUGUGGGAAGUGGUCCAGCUGGUUUAGCUGCUGCUCAACAACUCAACAAGGCUGGUCAUGUCGUCACUGUCUUCGAGAGAAAUGAUCGGGUCGGUGGACUACUGCAAUAUGGCAUUCCCACGAUGAAACUGUCAAAGCAAGUGGUGCAGAGGAGGGUCUCACUGAUGGCUGCCGAGGGAAUUGUCUUCAAAACUGGAGUUCAUAUCGGAAAGGAUAUCACUAGUGAGCAGUUGAUGCAGGAGUUUGAUGCUGUAUUAUUGUGCACUGGUUCGACUUGGCCCCGGGAUUUACCUAUUCCUGGGCGGGAUUUGGAGGGUAUUCAUUUUGCUGUGAGUUUCUUGGAGCACUGGCAGAAGAAGCAAAUGGGAAAUGAUUCACCUUUAAAUCCAAAAUUAAUAGCUAAGGACAAGGAUGUGAUUAUCAUUGGAGGUGGAGACACUGGCUGUGAUUGCAUUGCUACGAGUUUGAGACAGGGUGCCAAAUCCAUCACGACAUUUGAGAUUUUGCCUGAACCAACAGAGAAGAGGGCAGCUGAUAAUCCUUGGCCACAAUUUCCAAAGGUAUUCAAAGUUGAUUAUGGCCAUGAGGAGGUUGCACUCAAGUUUGGAAGAGAUCCUAGGCAGUUUAGCACGCUCAGCAAGGAAUUUUUGGACGAUGGAAAGGGAAAUGUGACGGGCAUCAGGACAGUUAAGGUGGAGUGGACAAAGGACGAGAAUGGUAGAUGGAAAAUGGUAGAGCUUGAAGGAUCAGAGCAAAUUUACAAGUGCGAUUUGGUACUGUUGGCCAUGGGAUUCUUAGGACCUGAGAAAUAUAUUGCAGAGGAACUACAGGUGAAGAUGGAUGGAAGGGGCAAUUAUGAGACGGUUAAUGGGAAGUACUCGACUAGUUUGGAGAGGGUUUAUGCAGCUGGGGACUGCAGACGAGGACAAUCACUCGUCGUGUGGGCAAUAUCAGAGGGUCGUCAAGCAGCUCGUGAAAUCGAUUACACUCUCAUGGGUCGUACAACUCUACCAGGUCCUGGUGGAAUAAUUUCCCAUGUCGAUCAACCCUCUUCCUAAUCAUCAUGCGAGAAAAAAUAUUCUUUUUACAUUCAAAGCCAUAGUUUUAGUUCCUUAAGGUAACAAGUUCUUAACUUAAUGUUUAGCCUCGCGGAACUCGGCGCAAACGCAUUCGAAAACUGUAUCUUUAAAACUGAUUUAGUGAUUAGGAUUAUAUUAUCAUUUUCAUUCUUUCUCAAAUACAACAAAACAGUUUUUCGUAUCGCAUUGAGAGUUUUCAGGAGUCAAUGCUUUUACGACCGGGCAGACAUCGCUUAUUCUUGACAAAACAAGUCCACUGAAGCCCUUUAUGGCCACAAAAAAGAUUAAACAACUGAAUAUUCUGUGAAUGAAUCAAAAAUUGUUGAAAUACUAUCGUUAAAUGAGUGAGCGAAUGUAUUACUGUAAUGUUCAUAGAAAAACUGAAAAACGGAGCGCAUAUUAAAUCAAUUGCUACUGAAUUUUUGACAAAGAGAGAACUGUAAUAAAUCAGAAUUGCAAACAUGUCGAAAACCAUGAAGUCUAAUUACCAAUUGGCAAUAAUUACUAUUCAUCCGUAAAAAUGUGUCAAUAGAUUGAUGGGAUUACAUAUACUUUUAACUUGUUUCCUUUCUUUUAUCAAACACUUCCUGUUCAUUUGAUUACACAAAACGGUUAAAACAUGAAAACAUGAAAAUACACAAAAAAAUAUAAUUAUAGUACCUAGUGUAGAGAGUGAGAUAGAGACUCAAAUCUUAUACAUAUGUAUAAAUAGUUUAAUGCUUUAAAGGAUAAAAAGAUAACUAUGUUGAUCGAAGAUUUCAAUUUUUAUUGUGUACGCAGGUUCGAUGAUUCAGCUUUCAAACGAAAAAAGUCUAUCGCACCUGUUCAACAAUUAGCCAAAUUUCAUUCUUUCCUAUGAUAUCUUACAUCACGGGAGCAUUUUUUUUAGUAACGUACUUGUUAAGUUUCUUUCUCCCCCAUUCGCCUUCUGUAUUUUGUUAUGACUUUGACAGUUGACCCAUCAUUUAUCGUAAUGCGCCCACUGAAAAAGAUAUUUCACGCCUAUUUAGUCUGCUUAUUUAUUAUUUAUUGAUGAAGGUGCAAAAAAAAUGAUAUGAAAAUAAAAAAUAGAGAAACUGU